AUGUCGGCGGCGGCCGCGGCCCGGGACGGGCUCGGGGAGGGCGCGGGCGGCGCCGCGGGCGGCGGCGAUGGCGGCGGGGGAGGGAUCCUGAACCGCUUCGUGCAGCUGCCGGGCAGGCCGCGGGCGGCGGGCCACCGGUGCCCCCCGGCCAGGAGCGGCCAUCGCUGCGUGGCCGACAGUUCCAACCUCUACGUCUUCGGGGGCUACAACCCCGACUACGACGAGUCUGGGGGCCCAGAGAACGAGGACUACCCCCUCUUCAGGGAGCUCUGGAGGUACAACUUUGCCACAGACACCUGGCACCAGAUGGGCACCGAGGGCUACAUGCCCAGGGAGCUGGCCUCCAUGUCACUUGUUUUACAUGGCAACAACCUGCUGGUGUUUGGGGGCACCGGGAUCCCCUUUGGAGAGAGCAACGGCAACGACGUGCACGUGUGCAACGUCAAGUACAAGCGAUGGGCUCUGCUCAGCUGCCGCGGCAAGAAACCCAACCGCAUCUACGGCCAGGCCAUGGCCAUCAUCAAUGGCUGCCUGUACGUGUUUGGAGGAACCACCGGCUACAUCUACAGCACCGACCUGCACAAGCUGGACCUCAACACCCGCGAGUGGAUCCAGCUGAAGCCAAACAACAUGUCCUGUGACAUGCCAGAGGAGAGGUACAGACAUGAAAUUGCUCAUGAUGGUCAAAGGAUUUAUAUCCUGGGAGGUGGAACUUCCUGGACAGCUUAUUCCUUGGAUAAGAUCCACGCCUACAACCUGGAGACCAACACCUGGGAGGAGAUCACCACAAAGCCCCACGAGAAAGUCGGCUUCCCAGCAGCCAGAAGAUGCCACAGCUGUGUGCAGAUAAAAAAUGAUGUGUUCGUGUGUGGGGGCUACAACGGAGAGGUGAUCCUGGGAGAUGUUUGGAAGCUGAACCUGCAGACUUUCCAGUGGGUGAAGCUGCCAGCUGCCAUGCCAGAGCCUGUGUACUUCCACUGUGCUGCUGUCACCCCAGCUGGCUGCAUGUACGUGCACGGAGGGGUGGUCAACAUCCACGAAAACAAACGGACUGGCUCCCUGUUCAAAAUGUGGCUGGUGGUGCCCAGCCUGCUGGAACUGUGCUGGGAGAAGCUCCUGGAAUGUUUCCCUCACCUGGCAAGCCUGUCCAGAUCCCAGCUUUUGCACCUCGGACUGACGCAGGGACUCGUGGAGCGACUAAAAUGAGCAAUCUCCCCCUUCUGUCCAAGAAGAAUUCCCCCUCCCACCCCCUAUUUAUGGAUUCCAUGGAUGGUCUUGCUAAGAACAUGGAGGAACCUGCUCAAGGCCUUACUCAGCAAAUACAUCAAUGCCUUUCCAGACAUGGUUACUUUUAGUCAUUGGAAAAAAGCAAAGUCCCCUUUUUAUUUAUGGAGCUCUCUUACACUGUUAACCCAAAAGUAUUUUUGAGACUAAGCAGCCAACCAGCAACCUGUCAUCAGCACACGCUUGCAAUUAAUUGGGGAGCUUAAUGAGUUCCUGAAUGUGUGAGCUCAGCUGGCACCUUCCCCUUGGUGCUCCCACCAUGGCAUCCAGCGAGGGACGCGAUGCAGAGCGAGCACCAAGCUGCCCUUUGCCUGCUGAGCUCCCUGCCUGUUCCUCCAGCCCUGCAUGUGUCCAUGGGCACGUUCCACCAUGUUCCACCAUGUUCCACCAUGUUCCACCAUGUUCCACCAUGAUUCCACCAUGAUCCCACCCCGAGCCUCCGGAGACGCUGGAACGUCGCCCAGGCCAGCCCAGCCCAGCCCAGCCCAGCCCAGCAGCUCCCCCGGUGCAGUGUCUGUGUCCUCCCCUCCUCACAACUCAAAGGUUUGCUUGGAAGACUGGGGAAAAAGUUGCCACUUAAGGGAUUACUGUGUAGUUAACUGGGGGUGGGCAGGGAAAGGUUUUCCUGAGGCUUUUUGAACUUUUUCAGCUCGCUUUGCACCCACAAUGAGCUGCAGCAAAAACUUACCCUGUGGAUUUCAGAGCUCUUUGAACCUGCUCAGCAUCUCCCAGAUUUUGGUUUGCCUUCCUCCCACACAUCCCAAAAAUUGGCUUUUUUUUCUUCUUGUUUCAUGUUCCCCUGAGGGUGGGAGAUGUGACUCAAAGCUGGUUUGGGAGUGGCUUUGUGGGUCACACAGCAUCCAAAAAGGGGAGAGGGAACAACUGUCCCUCCUUGUGGGGACAGGCAUUGUCUGUGCACAGGAAGGGGUGGCUCUGCUCCUCUUGUGCUCUCUACACUGCAUUUGUUUAAGUGGCCACUGAACUCUGAACAGCUCCAGGCAUGAGGUUUGUGCAAAAUCCUUUUCAGUUGGAGCCCAUUUUUAAGUGCCUUUUGUUUUUAAAAUCAGCUUUUCCCAAUGCUUUCUUCUUCAUCAGAGGCAGAGGUUACACUCUGAGGUUUUAGUUUCUUUUUAAGAAAUUGCAUUUAUGUUCAAAUAAACCAUAGCAUUGUCUUCAUGUUGUUAAUCCAAAGGUGCUGCCUGCUGGAGUCUCUGCCCCCACAUAGGGAACUCACCCCUUGUCCCAAAAUUAAGCUUCCCCUGGUGUUGAGAAUAGAUUUUCCUCUUUCUCCAGCUUCAGUUGCUGCUUUUUUUCCCCCCUCAAGGCUCAGAAAAGGUCUGGGCGUCACAGCUGAGGCUUUCUCAGGUGCUUGGACUGCAGGAACUGGUGGGAGCUGCUUGGAGCUCUGCUGUCUGCAUGCCCUGCAUUGCACCUUCACAGCAAUUGUGCAUUUCAACCCCUCCUCUGCUGCCUGGCUGCUGGAUGCAGACCCUGCUGGCAGCAAGGGCUCCCUGCUCUCCUGGCCUGCCCUGCAGGGACCUGCAGGACCAUCCCUGCAGCUCCUUCCAUGCCAAGCUGAAUAUCCACACUUCCAUCUUUGCCUUGUGGACCUUGGUCCUGGAGCAGCCCGGCCGUCCCUGUGCUGGUUUUUCUCUCAGCUGCUUUAAAGAGCAACUCCCCUCAUCCCCAGGGUGAUCCUGGAGCCAUCCAGGAUCUCUGAGCAAGCACAUCCCUGUCAGGUUGUCAGGCUGUCCUUACUCUGGAAAUCUCUGGAGCUUCUGAGGUUGUCACAGAGCCUCUGUCGAUGGUUUUGGAGCAGUCUUGGGACUUGCAGAGCUCUCAGCUGGCUGGAAGCUGCUCCCACUUUUCAAGGGAUGACCAUGGGAGAACCACAGGGCUGUCAGUCCCACUUCAGUGCCUGGUAAAACCCUGGAAAAGAUGAUUCUGGGAAAUACUGAAACCCCUCAGGUGGAGACAGCACAGCCAUGGGUGACAGCCAGCACAGCCUCAGGAGAGGGAAGUCCUGCUUGGCCACCCUGAUCUCAGCACAACCCACCUGCAUGGUCCUGGAAAGCCAGAGAUGGAAUCUUCAGACUUCAGCAUCCAGGACAGGCUGGGGAGCAGCUCUGGGGAGGGACCUGGGGGUCCUGGUGAUGGGACAGCCCUGGAGCCAGCAGGGAUGACACUGUCCUGGGGACAGCAGUGCCCUGGAGCCAGCAGGGGUGACACUGUCCUGGGGACAGCAGGGACAGCAGUGCCCUGGAGCCAGCAGGGGUGACACUGUCCUGGGGACAUCAGGGACAGCAGUGCCCUGGAGCCAGCAGGGGUGACACCCCUGGGGACAUCAGGGACAGCAGUGCCCUGGAGCCAGCAGGGAUGACACUGUCCUGGGGACAGCAGUGCCCUGGAGCCAGCAGGGGUGACACUGUCCUGGGGACAUCGGGGACAGCAGUGCCCUGGAGCCAGCAGGGGUGACACUGUCCUGGGGACAUCAGGGACAGCAGCAAGGAUGGGCAAUGCCCUGCCCUGCCCAGGCUCCCCAGGAAUGGGCACAGCCCAGCAGUGUUUGGACGCUGCUCUCAGGGCCAGGGGGGAUUGUUGGGGUGUCCUGGGCAGGAGCUGGAUUUGGUCCCUGUGGAUCCCUGCACCCCCAGCAGCUGGGAAAGCACCACCAAGAAAACCACAAAGCUCCAAGGAGUUCCCUUUUGCUGAUGAAGCUGUACAAGCACCACCCACCGAUGGAUUCCAGGGGUCUUUCCCAUUCCAUAAC
Molecule: messenger RNA, 4054 nt
Organism: Zonotrichia leucophrys gambelii
Lineage: Eukaryota; Metazoa; Chordata; Aves; Passeriformes; Passerellidae
Gene: KLHDC10
Product: kelch domain containing 10
Exons: 9
Coding region: 1-1206 (401 amino acids)
Biological process (GO): positive regulation of stress-activated MAPK cascade
Molecular function (GO): protein binding
Source: RefSeq, a predicted model, not a curated record